Messenger RNA from Dentiscutata erythropus, 273 nucleotides. The record is from the annotation of a GenBank genome assembly. NCBI's taxonomy places the organism in Eukaryota, Fungi, Glomeromycota, Glomeromycetes, Diversisporales, Gigasporaceae.
AUGGCAAAUUGUCGAAACGGAGUACCUGACCAGACACAAGUCGCCCUUGUCAACUAUAUUGUAGAAAAUGGUGGCGAGAAUUUUAACGGAUUGAACACUUUGUUUUUGUUUAAGAAUUGCCUAGCAAUUUCUCGUUGUCAAUACGGUUUUCCUCUCUGGGCUCAUCAUCAGGCUGGAGUUGCAGAUGUUUGUCUUUCUAUCUGUAGAAUAAACAAGUUAUCGGCUGAUGAGAGAAUUGAAUAUGAAUUUUUUGAUUAUGCCCUUAUGGUGUAA